This is a messenger RNA of Closterium sp. Yama58-4, 6264 nucleotides long. NCBI's taxonomy places the organism in Eukaryota, Viridiplantae, Streptophyta, Zygnematophyceae, Desmidiales, Closteriaceae. The record is from the annotation of a GenBank genome assembly.
AUGCAGGGCACUGUGUUUUGCCGCAGAGGUCUGGGGUCGGGCAGGGAGAGGGAGAGACGGGCGGAGGGCUUUAAGAAUGUGGAACAGGGCACUCCUUAUAUGCAGGGCACUGUGUUUUACCGCAGAGAUCUAGGGUCGGGCAGGGAGAGGGAGAGACGGGCGGAGGGCUUUAAGAAUGUGGAACAGGGCACUCCUUAUAUGCAGGGCACUGUGUUUUGCCGCAGAGGUCUGGGGUCGGGCAGGGAGAGGGAGAGACGGGCGGAGGGCUUUAAGAAUGUGGAACAGGGCACUCCUUAUAUGCAGGGCACUGUGUUUUGCCGCAGAGAUCUAGGGUCGGGCAGGGAGAGGGAGAGACGGGCGGAGGGCUUUAAGAAUGUGGAACAGGGCACUCCUUAUAUGCAGGGCACUGUGUUUUACCGCAGAGAUCUAGGGUCGGGCAGGGAGAGGGAGAGACGGGCGGAGGGCUUUAAGAAUGUGGAACAGGGCACUCCUUAUAUGCAGGGCACUGUGUUUUGCCGCAGAGGUCUGGGGUCGGGCAGGGAGAGGGAGAGACGGGCGGAGGGCUUUAAGAAUGUGGAACAGGGCACUCCUUAUAUGCAGGGCACUGUGUUUUACCGCAGAGAUCUAGGGUCGGGCAGGGAGAGGGAGAGACGGGCGGAGGGCUUUAAGAAUGUGGAACAGGGCACUCCUUAUAUGCAGGGCACUGUGUUUUGCCGCAGAGGUCUGGGGUCGGGCAGGGAGAGGGAGAGACGGGCGGAGGGCUUUAAGAAUGUGGAACAGGGCACUCCUUAUAUGCAGGGCACUGUGUUUUACCGCAGAGAUCUAGGGUCGGGCAGGGAGAGGGAGAGACGGGCGGAGGGCUUUAAGAAUGUGGAACAGGGCACUCCUUAUCUGCAGGGCACUGUGUUUUGCCGCAGAGGUCUGGGGUCGGGCAGGGAGAGGGAGAGACGGGCGGAGGGCUUUAAGAAUGUGGAACAGGGCACUCCUUAUAUGCAGGGCACUGUGUUUUGCCGCAGAGGUCUGGGGUCGGGCAGGGAGAGGGAGAGACGGGCGGAGGGCUUUAAGAAUGUGGAACAGGGCACUCCUUAUAUGCAGGGCACUGUGUUUUACCGCAGAGAUCUAGGGUCGGGCAGGGAGAGGGAGAGACGGGCGGAGGGCUUUAAGAAUGUGGAACAGGGCACUCCUUAUAUGCAGGGCACUGUGUUUUGCCGCAGAGGUCUGGGGUCGGGCAGGGAGAGGGAGAGACGGGCGGAGGGCUUUAAGAAUGUGGAACAGGGCACUCCUUAUAUGCAGGGCACUGUGUUUUGCCGCAGAGAUCUAGGGUCGGGCAGGGAGAGGGAGAGACGGGCGGAGGGCUUUAAGAAUGUGGAACAGGGCACUCCUUAUAUGCAGGGCACUGUGUUUUACCGCAGAGAUCUAGGGUCGGGCAGGGAGAGGGAGAGACGGGCGGAGGGCUUUAAGAAUGUGGAACAGGGCACUCCUUAUAUGCAGGGCACUGUGUUUUGCCGCAGAGGUCUGGGGUCGGGCAGGGAGAGGGAGAGACGGGCGGAGGGCUUUAAGAAUGUGGAACAGGGCACUCCUUAUAUGCAGGGCACUGUGUUUUACCGCAGAGAUCUAGGGUCGGGCAGGGAGAGGGAGAGACGGGCGGAGGGCUUUAAGAAUGUGGAACAGGGCACUCCUUAUAUGCAGGGCACUGUGUUUUGCCGCAGAGGUCUGGGGUCGGGCAGGGAGAGGGAGAGACGGGCGGAGGGCUUUAAGAAUGUGGAACAGGGCACUCCUUAUAUGCAGGGCACUGUGUUUUACCGCAGAGAUCUAGGGUCGGGCAGGGAGAGGGAGAGACGGGCGGAGGGCUUUAAGAAUGUGGAACAGGGCACUCCUUAUCUGCAGGGCACUGUGUUUUGCCGCAGAGGUCUGGGGUCGGGCAGGGAGAGGGAGAGACGGGCGGAGGGCUUUAAGAAUGUGGAACAGGGCACUCCUUAUAUGCAGGGCACUGUGUUUUACCGCAGAGAUCUAGGGUCGGGCAGGGAGAGGGAGAGACGGGCGGAGGGCUUUAAGAAUGUGGAACAGGGCACUCCUUAUAUGCAGGGCACUGUGUUUUGCCGCAGAGGUCUGGGGUCGGGCAGGGAGAGGGAGAGACGGGCGGAGGGCUUUAAGAAUGUGGAACAGGGCACUCCUUAUAUGCAGGGCACUGUGUUUUGCCGCAGAGGUCUGGGGUCGGGCAGGGAGAGGGAGAGACGGGCGGAGGGCUUUAAGAAUGUGGAACAGGGCACUCCUUAUAUGCAGGGCACUGUGUUUUACCGCAGAGAUCUAGGGUCGGGCAGGGAGAGGGAGAGACGGGCGGAGGGCUUUAAGAAUGUGGAACAGGGCACUCCUUAUAUGCAGGGCACUGUGUUUUGCCGCAGAGGUCUGGGGUCGGGCAGGGAGAGGGAGAGACGGGCGGAGGGCUUUAAGAAUGUGGAACAGGGCACUCCUUAUAUGCAGGGCACUGUGUUUUGCCGCAGAGAUCUAGGGUCGGGCAGGGAGAGGGAGAGACGGGCGGAGGGCUUUAAGAAUGUGGAACAGGGCACUCCUUAUAUGCAGGGCACUGUGUUUUACCGCAGAGAUCUAGGGUCGGGCAGGGAGAGGGAGAGACGGGCGGAGGGCUUUAAGAAUGUGGAACAGGGCACUCCUUAUAUGCAGGGCACUGUGUUUUGCCGCAGAGGUCUGGGGUCGGGCAGGGAGAGGGAGAGACGGGCGGAGGGCUUUAAGAAUGUGGAACAGGGCACUCCUUAUAUGCAGGGCACUGUGUUUUACCGCAGAGAUCUAGGGUCGGGCAGGGAGAGGGAGAGACGGGCGGAGGGCUUUAAGAAUGUGGAACAGGGCACUCCUUAUAUGCAGGGCACUGUGUUUUGCCGCAGAGGUCUGGGGUCGGGCAGGGAGAGGGAGAGACGGGCGGAGGGCUUUAAGAAUGUGGAACAGGGCACUCCUUAUAUGCAGGGCACUGUGUUUUACCGCAGAGAUCUAGGGUCGGGCAGGGAGAGGGAGAGACGGGCGGAGGGCUUUAAGAAUGUGGAACAGGGCACUCCUUAUCUGCAGGGCACUGUGUUUUGCCGCAGAGGUCUGGGGUCGGGCAGGGAGAGGGAGAGACGGGCGGAGGGCUUUAAGAAUGUGGAACAGGGCACUCCUUAUAUGCAGGGCACUGUGUUUUACCGCAGAGAUCUAGGGUCGGGCAGGGAGAGGGAGAGACGGGCGGAGGGCUUUAAGAAUGUGGAACAGGGCACUCCUUAUAUGCAGGGCACUGUGUUUUGCCGCAGAGGUCUGGGGUCGGGCAGGGAGAGGGAGAGACGGGCGGAGGGCUUUAAGAAUGUGGAACAGGGCACUCCUUAUAUGCAGGGCACUGUGUUUUACCGCAGAGAUCUAGGGUCGGGCAGGGAGAGGGAGAGACGGGCGGAGGGCUUUAAGAAUGUGGAACAGGGCACUCCUUAUAUGCAGGGCACUGUGUUUUGCCGCAGAGGUCUGGGGUCGGGCAGGGAGAGGGAGAGACGGGCGGAGGGCUUUAAGAAUGUGGAACAGGGCACUCCUUAUAUGCAGGGCACUGUGUUUUGCCGCAGAGGUCUGGGGUCGGGCAGGGAGAGGGAGAGACGGGCGGAGGGCUUUAAGAAUGUGGAACAGGGCACUCCUUAUAUGCAGGGCACUGUGUUUUACCGCAGAGGUCUAGGGUCGGGCAGGGAGAGGGAGAGACGGGCGGAGGGCUUUAAGAAUGUGGAACAGGGCACUCCUUAUAUGCAGGGCACUGUGUUUUGCCGCAGAGGUCUGGGGUCGGGCAGGGAGAGGGAGAGACGGGCGGAGGGCUUUAAGAAUGUGGAACAGGGCACUCCUUAUAUGCAGGGCACUGUGUUUUGCCGCAGAGAUCUAGGGUCGGGCAGGGAGAGGGAGAGACGGGCGGAGGGCUUUAAGAAUGUGGAACAGGGCACUCCUUAUAUGCAGGGCACUGUGUUUUGCCGCAGAGGUCUGGGGUCGGGCAGGGAGAGGGAGAGACGGGCGGAGGGCUUUAAGAAUGUGGAACAGGGCACUCCUUAUAUGCAGGGCACUGUGUUUUACCGCAGAGAUCUAGGGUCGGGCAGGGAGAGGGAGAGACGGGCGGAGGGCUUUAAGAAUGUGGAACAGGGCACUCCUUAUAUGCAGGGCACUGUGUUUUGCCGCAGAGGUCUGGGGUCGGGCAGGGAGAGGGAGAGACGGGCGGAGGGCUUUAAGAAUGUGGAACAGGGCACUCCUUAUAUGCAGGGCACUGUGUUUUGCCGCAGAGGUCUGGGGUCGGGCAGGGAGAGGGAGAGACGGGCGGAGGGCUUUAAGAAUGUGGAACAGGGCACUCCUUAUAUGCAGGGCACUGUGUUUUACCGCAGAGAUCUAGGGUCGGGCAGGGAGAGGGAGAGACGGGCGGAGGGCUUUAAGAAUGUGGAACAGGGCACUCCUUAUAUGCUGGGCACUGUGUUUUACCGCAGAGAUCUAGGGUCGGGCAGGGAGAGGGAGAGACGGGCGGAGGGCUUUAAGAAUGUGGAACAGGGCACUCCUUAUAUGCAGGGCACUGUGUUUUGCCGCAGAGGUCUGGGGUCGGGCAGGGAGAGGGAGAGACGGGCGGAGGGCUUUAAGAAUGUGGAACAGGGCACUCCUUAUAUGCAGGGCACUGUGUUUUACCGCAGAGAUCUAGGGUCGGGCAGGGAGAGGGAGAGACGGGCGGAGGGCUUUAAGAAUGUGGAACAGGGCACUCCUUAUAUGCAGGGCACUGUGUUUUGCCGCAGAGGUCUGGGGUCGGGCAGGGAGAGGGAGAGACGGGCGGAGGGCUUUAAGAAUGUGGAACAGGGCACUCCUUAUAUGCAGGGCACUGUGUUUUACCGCAGAGAUCUAGGGUCGGGCAGGGAGAGGGAGAGACGGGCGGAGGGCUUUAAGAAUGUGGAACAGGGCACUCCUUAUAUGCAGGGCACUGUGUUUUGCCGCAGAGGUCUGGGGUCGGGCAGGGAGAGGGAGAGACGGGCGGAGGGCUUUAAGAAUGUGGAACAGGGCACUCCUUAUAUGCAGGGCACUGUGUUUUACCGCAGAGAUCUAGGGUCGGGCAGGGAGAGGGAGAGACGGGCGGAGGGCUUUAAGAAUGUGGAACAGGGCACUCCUUAUAUGCAGGGCACUGUGUUUUGCCGCAGAGGUCUGGGGUCGGGCAGGGAGAGGGAGAGACGGGCGGAGGGCUUUAAGAAUGUGGAACAGGGCACUCCUUAUAUGCAGGGCACUGUGUUUUACCGCAGAGAUCUAGGGUCGGGCAGGGAGAGGGAGAGACGGGCGGAGGGCUUUAAGAAUGUGGAACAGGGCACUCCUUAUAUGCAGGGCACUGUGUUUUGCCGCAGAGGUCUGGGGUCGGGCAGGGAGAGGGAGAGACGGGCGGAGGGCUUUAAGAAUGUGGAACAGGGCACUCCUUAUAUGCAGGGCACUGUGUUUUGCCGCAGAGGUCUGGGGUCGGGCAGGGAGAGGGAGAGACGGGCGGAGGGCUUUAAGAAUGUGGAACAGGGCACUCCUUAUAUGCAGGGCACUGUGUUUUACCGCAGAGAUCUAGGGUCGGGCAGGGAGAGGGAGAGACGGGCGGAGGGCUUUAAGAAUGUGGAACAGGGCACUCCUUAUAUGCAGGGCACUGUGUUUUACCGCAGAGAUCUAGGGUCGGGCAGGGAGAGGGAGAGACGGGCGGAGGGCUUUAAGAAUGUGGAACAGGGCACUCCUUAUAUGCAGGGCACUGUGUUUUGCCGCAGAGGUCUGGGGUCGGGCAGGGAGAGGGAGAGACGGGCGGAGGGCUUUAAGAAUGUGGAACAGGGCACUCCUUAUAUGCAGGGCACUGUGUUUUGCCGCAGAGGUCUGGGGUCGGGCAGGGAGAGGGAGAGACGGGCGGAGGGCUUUAAGAAUGUGGAACAGGGCACUCCUUAUAUGCAGGGCACUGUGUUUUACCGCAGAGAUCUAGGGUCGGGCAGGGAGAGGGAGAGACGGGCGGAGGGCUUUAAGAAUGUGGAACAGGGCACUCCUUAUAUGCAGGGCACUGUGUUUUACCGCAGAGAUCUAGGGUCGGGCAGGGAGAGGGAGAGACGGGCGGAGGGCUUUAAGAAUGUGGAACAGGGCACUCCUUAUAUGCAGGGCACUGUGUUUUACCGCAGAGAUCUAGGGUCGGGCAGGGAGAGGGAGAGACGGGCGGAGGGCUUUAAGAAUGAGAGUUGUUCUUUUGCUAUUCGCCCUUGUCUUCUCACAAUCCUCUAA